AUGGCCUUUUGGUGCUGCCAAGCGAGGGAGGAGGAGCAGGAGUUAGUAGUGGAUGACUUCCUGUUCAAGGGCAAGCAGCCGGAGGCGAAGCUCUACUCUGACGCGCCGAGCCACCAAGAAUCUUUUGGCAGCACUGUGGAUGCUGACGUCACAGGGGACGCUGAUGAUUCGACUAGUGCUCUCAGCGACCCCUCGGAGCCGCCCGCCUGCCUCCAGCAGGACAUCGCCCGAGCCUUGCAGAGCUGCCGGCUGCUUGAGGCCAAAGAGCUCUUGUCGAGGCCGGAGAAUGAUAAGGAGAUCGCGUUGGCAGCACGACUCGACGUGCUGGCAAGGCAGUACGAGGACUCGCAGCGCAUCCUCAACACUCCAUCCGAGGAGAUGACGGUGAACGACCGGGUCAAAGAACUGAACUUCGAGUAUGGGAUGAGUUUGGAGACCCAUGGCUUUCGGCUCGUGGUGAACGUGGAGUGGCACCUGGACAGCAUGGAGGAGCUGCUUCGCUACGCUGCACUGUACAUCAGCAAGGACAGCCUGAACCUGCACAGGGGCUGUAAGGUCCAUUUAACCUUGGCAGGUGGCCAGCUUUAG
Effrenium voratum is the source of this 588-nucleotide messenger RNA. The record is from the annotation of a GenBank genome assembly. Lineage: Eukaryota; Dinophyceae; Suessiales; Symbiodiniaceae.